Botrytis cinerea B05.10 is the source of this 1461-nucleotide messenger RNA. RefSeq lists its product as hypothetical. The transcript has a single exon. Gene Ontology annotation, molecular function: 4-hydroxy-tetrahydrodipicolinate synthase activity. The coding region runs from base 310 to 1275 and encodes 321 amino acids. The record is from RefSeq and is a predicted model, not a curated record. Lineage: Eukaryota; Fungi; Ascomycota; Leotiomycetes; Helotiales; Sclerotiniaceae.
GAACUACAGAUAUUGGGAAUUUGUUGGAGUAGUGCUGGACUAUAAUUUGUUGAGAUGCUUUCUGAUCAGACCUUUCACUUCGGUAUAUUUGUACGUAAGUGAUGAAUAAGAUCUGGGAUAUGGAUAGUUCCAAUUUCAGUCUAUAGAAGCUAAUUUAGGAUUCACACUUACUCCGUUGUUAUAUUUAAAAUGUUUUCCCUUCAAUUUCUUUCAUUCCCAUCCUCAUAUUCCCCAGCUUGAUCAUUAAUUUUACAAUUUAUCAUUUCUUGCCGUUGUGCAAUAUCUCAAUCACCGAACACAAUCUAAACAAUGACUGCCUCACAAUCCUAUAGGAACGGCAAUGGCUCUGCAAACGGGCAUCGUACAUUGGUACCAGGAGUCUAUGUUCCUACUGUUGCAUUCUUUCAUCCAGAAUCUGAAGAAGUCGAUACCUCUACAGUCGCCAAACACGUUUCCAGACUUGCCACUUCUGGAAUCGCAGGCCUUGUUGUCCAUGGCUCAAAUGGCGAAGCAGUCCAUCUCACACAUUCCGAACGCUCGCUCAUCACCUCAACUACACGCAAAGCUCUUGACAAAGCAGGUGCCUCGUCCAUUCCGGUUAUCGUAGGCUGUGGUACCCAAUCAGUUAAGGAGACGCUUGAACUGUGUAGAGAAGCUAAAGAUUCAGGCGGAGACUAUGCAAUCAUUCUUCCACCCAGUUACUACGCAUCACUCUUGAACCCACAAUUGAUAUUGGAUUUCUUCACGCAAGUCGCGGAUGCAAGUCCAAUCCCCAUUAUCAUAUACAACUAUCCUGCCGCACAAGGAGGGCUUGAUCUUAGUUCCGACGUCAUCCUUACACUUUCUGCCCAUUCCAAUAUCGUGGGUGUAAAACUCACGUGUGGAAAUACUGGAAAGUUGGCACGAAUCGCCGCAUCUGCUAAACCAUCCUUCCUCACCACUGGCGGUUCUGCAGAUUUCAUUUUGCAAACUAUGGUAGUGGGAGGCGAUGGAGUCAUAGCUGGAUUGGCAAACUUAGCACCAAAAGCUUGUGUAGAAGUCAUGAGACUAUUCAAAGAAGGAAAGAUGGAAGAGGCGAGAGAGCUGCAAGCAAUUGUUGCAAGAGGAGAUUGGGUGGCGAUAAAGGGGGGUUUUGUUAGUGUCAAAGUUGCAUUGGAGAAGUAUUACGGAUAUGGUGGAUUGCCUAGGAAACCAUGUGCACUUCCUGAGAAGAAAGCAUUGUCAGCGAUGAAUGAAGAGUUUUCAGAAUUGCUUGAGCUGGAGAAAACUCUCUAGUCCAAUUGAGUUGAAGAAAAUAGAACCCAAAAAUAUUUUUGAAGCAAUUCAUUCAAAUAGCUUGAACCGCGAGGGAACAGCAUCUUCAAUUGUCUAGCGAUUUGAAGAGAAUAGAGAACAUGAAAAUGCAAAGCAUGAAAAGCUUUUUUGAUAUUAUUUGAAAUGUUAUUAUAGAGUGUAUCCUUA